AUGGACAACCCAAAGAUGGUUCGGUGGCAAUCCCGGAGCCAUAACGGUACUCCGCGGGGUGCACAUGGCAAGGGUAGGCACCACACCACCGUCAUCACGGACCCCGAAACCUUCGACAAUGAGGGCAUUAACGACGAUGUGGUCAGCAGCGCGAAGCGGCCCCUUCUGGAGCAGUUUCCGCUCGACCCUCAGCCGAAUCCGUGGCUCCCGCGGAUUAUCAUCGGCCUGUGGCUUGUUAUGACACCGCUGGCAAUAUACUAUCGCAAGGAAAUAACAGACUUUGUUCGCGCUGUCGCCGUGAAGGGCGCUGAGCAAGGUUCCUUGCUGUACGUCUACUUCGUACUGUUGUUCAUCCUCGCGGUCAUGUGCUGUGUCUCGCUGGAGAUUAUGAUUAUUUCCGGCGGUUUCAUCUUCACCCACUUGCACGGCCAUAUGGCGGGUGUGGCUAUCGGCACUGGUUUAAGCUUCGUCGCGUAUUUCAUCACCAUGCUGAUCUGUUUCCUGAUCAGCAGGUACGUGCUCAAGGGCAUCAUCAACCGUUACUUGCGCCACUACAAGUACUACGGUGCGCUAAUUCGUGCUACCGAGCUUGAGGGAUUGUCACUGGUGGCGAUGGUCAGGCUUUCUCCGUUCUUCCCUCCGACGCUCGUGAGCUACAUUUUCGGCAGCACGAACGUUUCCGCUCGCCACUAUUGCCUCGCCAGCUUCGCCGCGAUCCCGUCCAUUACUUUCUUCACGUACAUCGGAUCGCUGAUCGAGAACAUCUCCGACGAAACAACGUUCAGAUCCUCCGAAAUCGAGUACCGAAAUCGCGAUGUUCCUGACAGCAUCGAUCCUGAUAACUGUCGCUGGCGUGUACUAUACAUACAUGGUGACGAAGCGUCACCUGGAGCCCAACCGCUCCCCACGGCCGGCGGCGGACGCGGAGAGCGCAGCGGCCUAGAUGCGCUGCAGCCACCCUCUGCGGCGUAUUACAGCCGCAUUAACCGGGUCAGAGGUGAUGACGACGAUGGCAGCGAAGGACCAAUUCAGUGCUGUAGCAAGGCCGAAAGCCGCGUCCUUGUACUCAGUGCCGAGCGCCUCCGCGAAGUAGAGCCACAUGAUACCACCGAAACCAAUGGCGAACCCAACCAUGAAACCGAUGCAACCAGCAACCAUGACAUACUUGGCCCAUUCGGCCUUGACGGUCAUCUUGACGAUGACAGCGGGUACCAUGAAAGCGGCCGAGAGUCCGAUACCGAACAUGAGUAG
This is a messenger RNA of Babesia ovata, 1251 nucleotides long. RefSeq names its product SNARE associated Golgi protein. The transcript has 7 exons. Gene Ontology annotation, cellular component: membrane. Bases 1 to 1251 code for a protein of 416 amino acids. The record is from RefSeq and is a predicted model, not a curated record. Lineage: Eukaryota; Apicomplexa; Aconoidasida; Piroplasmida; Babesiidae.